This is a messenger RNA of Hevea brasiliensis (rubber tree), 1515 nucleotides long. RefSeq names its product microtubule-associated protein RP/EB family member 1A. The transcript is spliced from 8 exons. Gene Ontology annotation, cellular component: microtubule plus-end; spindle midzone; microtubule organizing center. The record is from RefSeq and is a predicted model, not a curated record. The coding region runs from base 393 to 1217 and encodes 274 amino acids. NCBI's taxonomy places the organism in Eukaryota, Viridiplantae, Streptophyta, Magnoliopsida, Malpighiales, Euphorbiaceae. Gene Ontology annotation, biological process: spindle assembly; regulation of microtubule polymerization or depolymerization; thigmotropism. Gene Ontology annotation, molecular function: microtubule plus-end binding.
UACUUGCAUUUGUCUAUUUCUUCAGUUUCUCUCCCACACCAUUCAUUUCUCUGUGUUUCGGUUUAUAAAAUCACACAUUAAAUUCUAUUUCGAAAAUAAGAACCCCUAAUAUCAUGGUCUCUCCCCUAAUCUCUCCUUUCCAUCCAAUCUAAAUAUUCUACAUUCUCAUCCCCAUUUCUUCUUCUUCUUCUUCUUCUUCUUCUUCUUCUUCUUCUUCUUUCUCGCUUUGUGUUUGUUCAAGUUUUGUCCUUCUUGAGUUCAGUAUUAUAGGAAGAGACAAAAUUUGGGUUUUAUUUUUUUUGUUUGUUUAUAGUUUUUUGCUUUUGUUUGUGGGAUAGAGAGAGUAAGAGAAGGGGCAGAGAAGCACAGAAAAGUAACAAAACAAAGAAGAAAUGGCUUCGAAUAUAGGGAUGAUGGAUAGUGCGUAUUUUGUUGGAAGGAAUGAGAUAUUGACGUGGAUCAACAAUAGGCUUCAGCUCAAUCUCACUCGCAUUGAAGAGGCUGCAUCUGGUGCUGUGCAGUGUCAGAUGAUGGAUAUGACUUAUCCAGGAGUUGUUCCGAUGCACAAGGUGAAUUUUGAUGCAAAAACAGAAUAUGAUAUGAUCCAAAAUUACAAGGUUCUGCAGGACGUAUUCAACAAAUUGAAAAUUGAAAAGCAUAUCGAAGUUAACAAGCUUGUUAAAAGCCGACCUUUGGACAACUUAGAGUUCUUACAAUGGUUGAAACGAUACUGUGAUUCUGUAAAUGGUGGCAUCAUGAAUGAGAACUAUAACCCUGUGGAACGGAGAAUUAAGGGUGGAAAGGACCGUAGCUCCAAGGGUAGUUUGAAGACUGCAAAAUCACUGCAAUCGAACAAUAUGCACAAUUCUGCCUCUGGCGACCCAUUUGGCCUGAGUAAAAUGUCUGGACCAAAGCAAGGGAGGGGAAGUGCUGUGAGAGGUGGAGCUAAUUCUUCAGCAGAGAUAGAGACUUUGUCCAAGGAGAUCGCUGACCUCAAGCUCUCUGUGGACCAAUUGGAAAAGGAAAGAGAUUUUUACUUUGCAAAAUUAAGGGAUAUAGAGUUACUUUGUCAAACUCCUGAAUUGGAGGAUCUACCAAUGGCUGUUGCAAUCAAGAAGAUAUUGUAUGCUGCUGAUGCUAAGGAAUCUGCACUUGAAGAAGCUCAGGAAUAUUUGUAUGAAGCGAUGAAUAAUGGGGAAGCUGAAGAUGAGGCCUGAAUUUUGAUUAGCAAUGUAUGAUGUUGCCUAGGAAAAGGGAUGACACUUUCAGGGCAUCUUGGUUGCAUUGAUCGCAGGAUACUUGUGAUCUUUCGUUGUGCUCUAGACUUUAAAACUUUUUGAAAAAGGUAAAUGUAGUCUUUCUGGAGGUUAUAACUAAUCUCUGAAUGAUAACAGCAGCAGCAGCUGCUGCUUUACUUUCUUUUGCAUAUAUUAUGAGGUUUUGUUGCUUUCCCAUGUAACCAGCACAUUGUUCACAUUGGUUUUAACAUCAAUUCCAGGGAUUACAGAUGCCAAA